AUGGAAACACGCAGCAUGUCGGAGUCCCGUCAAACUCGACGUGAACGUAAGACAGAACAAGAUGCUGAACAUAAGCGAAUCGGAGACUUAGCCAAGAUGCUCAUUCCUCGUUGGAUAGCAUCGAAACGAAUUCAAGGAUUGACCGUAGAGUUAACGGAAGAUGUGUACUACCCGAAACCAGAGUGGGAUAGUUACCACUACUGCGUAAUGUGCGGCGCUCAUGGAAGAUUUCGUCUAGCGCAACACAUACUAAGGAAACAUCCGGAUCUUAGUCACAGAAGCGAUGAAUUUAAGGUGGUGGAACAAGUAAGCCGUGGAAUAACGGAAAGGAUGAAGAAAGCGUCGAUAGAUAUGCACAAGGUUCUGGCGCCAGCUACUAGUAGAGAAUACCGCAUUUACAGAGAAAUUUUCGAACAACUACGCGAGUGCGGAAUCCCCGUAAAAGGAAGUUACGAGGAACCUGAUGUAGUGACGCCGGUGCAGACGCAAGAUCAGAUGUUGAAGGUGAUGACAGAUUUGAGAGAUCAAAUAGUACGUCAGAUAGGCGCGGAUUUCACCAACGAACCAGGGCCGUCUGGAGUCGAAUCACAAGCCGCUCUUCCCAGUGUCAUCGUUAAGGAACAACCUGGACCAACAUGUCCACCCACAUGGUCCGCUCCCCUUAUACCACGAUGCAGGCAGUAUCGAGUACCUGACGAUCCCGAUUACAUCGGAGGUGCAAAAGUGGACAAGCAGUUCACGAGUCCCCCAUGUAAGGAAUUGAUGUUUGCGCACCAGUGGGACGAUUUCAAGGACGGGUAUACGGAACAACGCUUCAACGUACCCAAUUCUCUGCAGACUUCCCAAGAUCAUCCACUAUUCCAACGGUAUAGGGAAUACCUGGAGUCGAUUAUGAUAAUACCUGUGGACGGAGGAUCAAGCAUGGAGAUUGAGAAUAAGGGACGUGCAACAUACGUGUCUUAUUUGUGCCGCUUCAUGUUAGUUGCGAUGCGAUCAAGACGAAGACUUGGUCGAAUCGUCACGAUGGACGAUGCGAUCUUUUCGUCCGGUAUACUGCUAUCGUUCUUCGAAACAAUACAAAAAGCCAAGGUCCCAGUAACAACCAGGAAGGGGUUUAUUAAAGCGUUAAGCACAUGGUACCACUUUUUGCUGCUUGUCCUCAAUACUGGUAUGGGACAGCAACGUUUGGCUGAAGUGGAGCAGGCGAGAUAUCGUGUGAAAGAUAUUUUGGAUAGGAUGAAAGGAGAGGAAAAAAUCCAAGUUUCUUUUCGUGGAGUGUUGCCAAGAAGACAACGAAAAGCAGAGACGUUGUACUGUGUAGUUCGCAUGAUCGUAACUCACAACCGAGUGCUCAAUGCGAUGAGGGAGAUAUACAGCGAAUUCGCCGACACUCAUAACCUAGAGCGAAGAGAAUACAACUAUUUUAUGGGAGCUCUUAUGGCGUACAUUGUGCACUGCAAUACUGCGAGGAACGAGUGCAUCUACAAGAUGAUGUACGGCUCUAUAUAUCCUCCGUCCGACCGUGAGCCGUCAGAAACUGGGCUUCAGAAGAAAUCGAUAACGAGAAGAGAUGGUGUAAUGGAAGAUUAUUGGGUUGGCGUGUACGGGAAAGGAAAGACAGCGGAAAGAAUACGCGAAGAAAGCACCUAUCGAGGGAAUUUUUUCGUCAUCGAUGAGGUGUCGCGGUUGUUGGUUGAAAUGUACACCAGAAUGCGUGAAUGGGUAGCUGAACGUAAUGAAAUCCGUCUAGCAAGUAUUAAACAACCCGAUUCACCGUUCUUCCUUAGUUGGUUCGGUCGAGCAGUGUCGCGAUCGAUGGUCCCAAGACUAAUGAGGAGAUUUUUUACAAAUUCUGGUUGUGAUAGUCUAAAUAUCUCCUGUAACACGUCAAGACAUCAGACAGCCAGGUUGCAAUACGAACGAUACUUGGAGAAAUCGUAUCGAAAUCAACAAAUGCCAGGUGUAGAUACGGAAUGUGCUAUUCUAGCAGGUCACAAACCGUUAACUCAACUACUGAACUAUAACGAUAGCUACAUCUCUGCCUGUGCGAUAGCUUACAGUCGCCUAAAGAAGUAUGCGGAUCGUGAAGCAAGGAAAAAUGCGGAUAUCAUCGAAAGAGUGAGGUCAAUGGUGAAGAUCGUGAACUUGAAGGAAGAGUUGACGCGUGAACAGGAAGAAGCUGAAAUAGGCGAGGAUCUAGAAACACCUGAAAGUGUGGCGGCGGCAACGGCAGCAGCAGCAACAGACGACGGCGAAACAACGUCACUGUCUUCAGCGGAGGGAAGUGAUUAUGAAGCAACAGCUGUGUCUGCAAGAGAACACACUCGCAGCACAUCACCACAAUUGUUGAGAAGAUCUGCGCGACAACAGAAGCGAAUGCGAAAAGAUCCAUACACGUUUGAAGUUGAAACGGAAGGAGUAGGAGAAGCAGGAGCACUUGAGAGAAGCAGCUCUUCAUCCACUGCUUCCUCUUCACCAUUGGUGCGACGAAGAAAAUAUCCACCAGUGAAAGGGGAAAGUAGUAGAAGCGCGCAGCUAUCCGCCGGCGGUGAUUACAGGAUCGAUGAGGAACCAGUAUCAAUGCUUGUGGAUCCAGACGAACUGGCGUUCGAAAGUGUGGAGCCCAGUGCAGCCGAGCUCGGCGAGGACGCAGCUCGACGAGAUCAGUUAAGAAAGACGUGUAGGAGGACGGACACCGAGUUUGUUGCAGAGAAGCCGGUUAAACGUAUAGUAAUCGACGACGAAGACGACGAGGAGGACGACGACGAUGAGAAAGAGGAGUAUGAAACCGGGACUGAUAGCCAAGUCACUGACGAUCGUCGAACAUUUGCUUCGCCUUCCUCACUGCUGCCAUCACCACCCGAAGUCGGACCUGAGAAAUCCGACGAUGGUGGCGACGGCAGCGGCAGCAAUGGCGGUGAUGACAGUGGUGAUAGCAGCAACUCGACAUCCGAUAGACUUGUAAUUGUCGAUGAGCCAGCAAAAGGAACAGCGCCACCAACAUCAUCAACGCCACAAUCAUUAGCCAUAACAGCAGCGGCGGCGAACUCACAACUCACUGAGUCCACACAACGGCAAGAAGUGGUAGACGUUGUUACCGUGCGGUUGCAGCAAUUAAACGCUACUGAAUACACGGGCGGUCUAACGUCGUUCUCAACGGAUUUCGAACGAAGGGAUUUCUUGCGACGAAGGCAGCAAGUACCAAUACAGGACUUUCCAUGGGUAGAAAUAAGAGAAAUUCCUAGUAUUGGUGGAAGAGGAGUGUUCGCCAAAGUCCCAAUCCCAAAGGAUUCCGUUGUCUGUGACUACCGUGGACUGGUGAAAAAUUUAAAAGAAGUCGACGAGAUGCUUACGACAUUGACAACCGAGCGACGGAAAUAUGUAGAGGCGUAUUUAGUGCAAUAUACAGUUCGUGAAUCUGGAGAAAUGUACCAGCACGCAAUACUCGCUCAUGAGCCAACGUACAAAGGAACAGUUACUAUUGGAAGGCUUUUGAAUCACAGUUCGAAACAUCCCAAUUUAGCGAAUCACGUUUAUACGACACUCAUCGAAGGAAGGCUCGAUUCAAUGGUGUACUUUAGAGCGAUACGAGAGAUCAAGGUAGGCGAACAGCUGCUGUGGGAUUACGGAAAGCAGUACAAUAAAGAGUUUUUGCGGAAGAAAUGUAUCUGUAAUGUGUGCGAUCCACAGCUAGUCGAAGAGUCAACCGCUUGCCUCAAGCCAUUAACAACCACGGAAGUGGCCACCGCCAAACUUGAAGCGAAGGCAGAGCCGUGGAGUGGUGAUCCAUCGUUGUCCCAGCAAGUGUUCGGAUCUGCACUACGCCGUGCACCCUUCGGUGUUCGUGAUCUGUUGUUAUCGGCGGCACGUAAAGCAGGAGCUGGAGGUUUUCUUCUCGAAGACGUAGGAGGCGAUGCGUUUACAGCAUACGCACGGAGCCGAAAUGUGGUGUUUGGUGUGUCAGGGGAAGAACACUUCACUGCUGACAUAACGGUACCACCAGAUUGCACAAACAAUCUUUGUCGUAUGUUGUUGGCUGCAUACAAGGACGCGUACAGACGGAGAAACGCAGUGAUUCUAAUCCUGAAACGUAUGGAUCGCGAUCGUCACCCAGCUGUAUUACUGCUCGGUCCUCGCCUGCCCGUAUCGUCGAAACAGCGCUACAGCUGUUGCCUCGCCUACGUUGGACAUAAUGACAAAGUGUACCCUGUGAUAUCUGCCUUAACGACGGAUGGUCCUUCUGAUGAAAGCUUCGCUGAUCUUAAAAACAAUUUAAAAAUUCAACAGGAUGCUGCACCCGCUCACAAGUCGAAAAAGACACAGGAAUGGUGCGGGAACAAUGUUCCCAUUUUCAUUUCUGCGUCUGGAAGGCCGGCAAAUUCACCAGAUUUGAAUGUUGUGGACGAUUUCACUUGGACUAUUCUGGAGGAAAAAGCAUUCGCUGAAAGGCUUACUACUUUUCAAAGCCUGAAAUUCACGACAGAAAAAGAAUGGAAAGAAAUUCCACGAGCAAUUCUGCGGUACGCCACAGAGUAG
Molecule: messenger RNA, 4536 nt
Organism: Necator americanus (New World hookworm)
Lineage: Eukaryota; Metazoa; Nematoda; Chromadorea; Rhabditida; Ancylostomatidae
Exons: 28
Coding region: 1-4536 (1511 amino acids)
Biological process (GO): regulation of DNA damage response, signal transduction by p53 class mediator; regulation of transcription by RNA polymerase II
Cellular component (GO): nucleus; polytene chromosome
Molecular function (GO): nucleic acid binding; protein binding; transcription regulator activity
Source: RefSeq, a predicted model, not a curated record